GCAGGGAAAAACAUAUAAAAGGAAGGGACAGUAUACGAAGGAUGUCAACUGAGAGAAUUUUCAUUUCCAAGAUACCACUAUCAAUACUUGUGUGGCCCUAGACACACAGCAAAUAGUGGAAGAAAAACAGGCAUGGGUGCCUCAUCCUACAUGUUCAUACUAACUUUUUCUUUCUUUUCCCAAGCAUUUUUGCUUUCAGCAUCAAAAUCCAUGAGAACCGUGGAAGAUGACAUGCUCCUAAAUCCAUUUGGGCUAGGCAAAGCCCUUCAGAAGGAAGAAAUGGCAGAAAAAUCAGGACCUGUUUCUUCCCUCGAACAUUACAAAACUGAGGAGGGUGGUUUUAUGAAUGAAGAGGAGAGCAGAAAUCCAAAGAACAUAGGCUCCAAACAUAGUUUCUUAAACCGUGGUCUGCCGUUGAACCUAGCUAUUAAGCAGCUCCCUUAUCUUGCACUGAAGGGAGCAGUGGCUUUUCCAGCUGACAAUGGAGUUCAGAAUAUUGAAUCAACACAGGAAAGGAGAGAGAUUGGGGAUGAAGAAAACUCAGUUAAAUUUCCAAUAGGAAGGAGAGAUUUUGACAUGCUCAGGUGCAUGCUGGGAAGAGUCUAUCGACCUUGUUGGCAAGUCUGAUACCUGCAGGCCUAAGUCAUUGUUUCCCAAGAAAGCAAAGUUAUUUAGGUGCCAGUGAAACAAAACAUGGAAGUUACUGUGACUUCAUAAAUGUAUAUGUGGUCAAUGUUUGUAUUUUGGUACAAAUGAUUGAGAUCUUUCUUGGUAAACUAAAUGUAAUCAUUUUGCUAUUUAAUAAACCUUGUGAGAAUUUGAGCAGAA
Messenger RNA from Monodelphis domestica (gray short-tailed opossum), 828 nucleotides. It is a transcript of the gene PMCH, whose product is annotated as pro-melanin concentrating hormone. Gene Ontology annotation, molecular function: melanin-concentrating hormone activity; type 1 melanin-concentrating hormone receptor binding. Gene Ontology annotation, biological process: behavior; chemical synaptic transmission. NCBI's taxonomy places the organism in Eukaryota, Metazoa, Chordata, Mammalia, Didelphimorphia, Didelphidae. The record is from RefSeq and is a predicted model, not a curated record.